AUGGUUUACUACCAAGAGAUUUACCUUGAACAAGAAGACGAUGGGCUGUGGAAACUACAAACUCCGCUUCCGAAAAAGCUGGAGGUACCUUUGGACCGCACCAUGGACACCAUCGUGGACCAGGGUUUUUGCCAUCCAAUACACACCCGCUUUCGAGCGACGGGGACUAUGUACAGUGACAGUGAGACAGCUCACCAGCUGUUUCGAAAUGCCGGCUUGGCUCCAAAAGACGAGAGUGAACAGCAGACAAAACUCAUCAAGCAGAUAUGCCGCCACGCCGAGGUCCGCAAGUUCUUCGUGACCACAGGGUGGCAUCAGCCUCAAAUUCCGCUCAUCGUAUUCGUGAAGGCCCUGCCGAACCCAACAGAACAGCUUCAAGCCUUCAAGAAGGGAGUGGCAUCGCGUGAACUAGAAUCAUGA
Messenger RNA from Neoarthrinium moseri, 420 nucleotides. RefSeq lists its product as uncharacterized. The record is from RefSeq and is a predicted model, not a curated record. NCBI's taxonomy places the organism in Eukaryota, Fungi, Ascomycota, Sordariomycetes, Amphisphaeriales, Apiosporaceae. Bases 1 to 420 code for a protein of 139 amino acids. The transcript is spliced from 2 exons.